Molecule: messenger RNA, 1556 nt
Organism: Camelus dromedarius (Arabian camel)
Lineage: Eukaryota; Metazoa; Chordata; Mammalia; Artiodactyla; Camelidae
Gene: TPMT
Product: thiopurine S-methyltransferase
Exons: 9
Coding region: 209-946 (245 amino acids)
Molecular function (GO): thiopurine S-methyltransferase activity
Source: RefSeq, a predicted model, not a curated record
UCCCCCGGGCGCAGAGUGGGUGCGAAUGAGCAAUGGCACCAUUUGCUAGGUAUGAGCCUGUGAUCGGAUUCCAGAACGGGGCAUCCUAACAAAGCUCGGACACGCCAGCAGUCCGCGCCCUGAAGUGAGACUCAGGAAGCAGAAUGGGACCGGGGAAUAAUGAGGCACUGGAGGCAUUUGCUUGUGAGCCAAAGUUAUCUACGGAACUAUGGAUGGUACAAGAACUGUCCUUGAUGUUGAGGAGUACCCGGAUACCGAGGUACAGAAAAACCGAGUGCUAACUCUGGAAGAGUGGCAAGAGAAGUGGGUGAACCGCAACAUUGCGUUUCAUCAAGAAGGAGGGCAUCAGCUGUUAAAGAAGCACUUGGAUACUUUUCUUAAAGGCGAGAAUGGACUGAGAGUAUUUUUUCCCCUUUGUGGAAAAGCAGUUGAGAUGAAAUGGUUUGCAGACCGAGGGCACAGUGUAGUUGGUGUGGAAAUCAGUGAACUCGGGAUACGGGAAUUUUUUACGGAGCAGGAUCUUUCUUACUCGGAAGAACCAGUUAUGGAAAUCCCUGGAGCCAAAGUAUUCAAGAGUUCCUCGGGGAACAUUUCAUUGUAUUGUUGCAGUAUUUUUGAUCUUCCCAGAGCAAAUAUUGGCAAAUUUGACAGGAUCUGGGAUAGAGGAGCAUUAGUUGCUAUUAAUCCCGGUGAUCGCAAACGCUAUGCAGAUAUAAUGCUAUCGCUAACGAGAACUGGGUUCCAGUACCUCUUGUCUGUUUUUUCUUACGAUCCAACUAAACACGCAGGUCCACCAUUUUAUGUUCCGGAUGCUGAAAUUAAAAAAUUGUUUGGUUCAAUGUGCAACAUCCAUUGUCUGGAGAAGGUGGAUGCUUUUGAAGAACGACAUAAAAGCUGGGGAAUUGACUGCAUUAUUGAAAAGCUGUAUCUAUUUACAGAAAAGUGAAUGAGACGUAAAUAGAAGCAAGUCAUAUCAACAUGUUUUUGAGCAACUGGAAAUUGUGCUAAGGCACGAAAAUGUAAUGGAUGACUUUUGGGGAAAAAAUUGUUCACAAAUCAUAUCACAGAUCUUUGCUCAAAAAUGCAUAUAACUUUUUAGGGAAAAAAAUAAAACCAUACUUUGGAAAGGAGAGUUUGAUUGGGGGUGAAAGAUUAUCCCUGUAUGUCUUACUUACAGAUUGCAAGAAUUUUUACAAUCAGCAUGUAAUACGUGUAUAAUUAAAAAAAAAAGUAAUGUAAUACAUAUAACUUAAAGAAAUAUAAUAGACAUAGAAAAAUUGGCAUUCUUUAUGAAAUUUAGAACCAUUGAGGAAAUGUAACACUUUAACAGGGUUCAAGGUAAAAGACAGUGAUCCAAGACAUUAUAUAAAACAUUAACUUUUACUAUAAACCCUCAAAUUGUGCUUAAUUCUAGCACCCAUUUUCACACUUUUCCUCCUUAUCUAAUUUUAUAUGUGACAGAAUGAAGAAACAGAUUUUAAAAUUAUUGAAAUUAACCAAUCUAUAUGGAACAAAAUAUUUUUCCCAAACUGUAAAAAUAAAUCUUUUAAAAGUUU